Messenger RNA from Rhagoletis zephyria (snowberry fruit fly), 964 nucleotides. RefSeq lists its product as uncharacterized. Lineage: Eukaryota; Metazoa; Arthropoda; Insecta; Diptera; Tephritidae. The record is from RefSeq and is a predicted model, not a curated record.
CAAACACCUGUAAGUUUUUAUUGAAGUGAAUUUAUUUUGGGGUUUUCCACAAAAAUAUAAGGUAAGUGUAAUUUUUUCUGUUUGUUUACAUAUAGAAAAAUGGCUUCAGCAUCCAGUAUCGAUGAUGAUAUGAUGGACGUGGUGAAUCGCACCACAAGAUAUCAAAAUUUAUCGGAAGAAGAGAGGAGGCAAAUGGAAGAAAGGUUAGCAAUAUGGUUGGCCGGUGCUGAUGGAGAAGCCGAGGAAAUCAAUGCAUUCGAAGGCGACGACGUCACGGAUCCUGAUUAUGUGCCGACGUUAGAAGAUGCGGCUUCCGAUGCUGAGACUGAGACCGUUAUAGAAACCGAGACUCCAUAUGACGAUGAUGAGGAUUUGGAAUAUUUAUAUGAAGGCGCUGCAGCUGCACCCGAAGCGCUUGAAGCCGUCGAUAUGGACGAGGAGCCUCGUUCGGCGAGCUCGAUUAUUAAAUACCGUUCAAAGGAUGGCAAGCUUUGGUCAAGCGGCUCCAGGGAUUAUGCGAUCCCCGGUUUCAAUAUUUAAAUCGAUAAUAACACCGGAAAUCGUUAGUAUAAUUGUGCGUGAAACGAACCGAAAGGCCCAGGAACUAUGCCGCCUGUGGUGUGCCAAGAAUCCUGACCAGACACCGCGAACGUGGACGAAACCUGUAACCGAAAAUGAAAUAUACGCCUUUUUUGGCCUAACUUUGUUUGCCGGCAUAUUCGGGUCAAACAGUCAGCCUGCUCUUGAGUUGUGGGGCAACAACGGAAACCCUAUCUACAGGGCGACGAUGUCUGCACACCGCUAUAAAAUUAUUCUACAAUAUAUUCGAUUCGAUAACGGCAACACGAGACCCGCUCGACUAUUAGAAAGCAAAUCGGCCGCCAUUGACGACAUUUGGAACAUGCUCAUGAGCAACUUGGAGCGUCUAUAUGUUCCGGGUGCCCAGAUAACUAUAGAUGAGCAA